Molecule: messenger RNA, 770 nt
Organism: Orbicella faveolata
Lineage: Eukaryota; Metazoa; Cnidaria; Anthozoa; Scleractinia; Merulinidae
Source: RefSeq, a predicted model, not a curated record
UUUGCAUUUUGUGACUACGUGUUAUUGUUACCUCUGUCACGGUACCCGAGAGGACGGCUGUCUUACGAGAUUACAAACCAACGAAGUCGCAGUUGCGGUAUGUUGACCAACGCAUGCCUGGUGUUACUCGCCCUUCUGCCUCUCGUGGCGCGGUCAAACGAAAUUAAACCCUGCCCUGGAGACACUAGAGGAGACAGGCGCUGCAAUCACGAUCCGACUCAUCGAGUUUGUGCCAAGAUAGGAGUUACAGGCACAUCUUUCUGGGAAUUUACAGGACAAAGAUCUUGGUGUGGCUCAGUGAGUAACUACGGUGAUCAAAAUGAUGGAAAGCUGAGAUGUCCUCCUGAGAAUCCAACUUGGUGCAUUUGUAAGUGGGCCACUGCAAAAUGGAUCAAAGGAGAGGGUUGCAAUGAACGCAUUCAGUUUGACUGCGAGGCUACCGAUGUAUGUAACUUGAAGGCUUCCUACUUCGAUGGUGACGUCGAUUUGAAGCCUGCUCAUGAUUGUAUGAUGCAGAAGUGCAAGGAGCAGUGGGAUGCUUGUCCGGAAAGUGAACCCCAGGCCAGGUCCUUUCACACUCGAGACUUUCUAGAAGCUAGAAAUCUACAAUUUUAGACAUUGGGUUAACUGGAGAUGAGAUGCGCAGGAGAUAUUUGUCAAUAGCUUAGUGUAGAGAUGUCAUGGAGUAGGACUGCAAUUUGGAUUUCAAUGAGCACUGUGCUUACGGGUGUGUUAUUUUAAUAAAUGUGAGUGUUUCAAAACAUAACUGA